Molecule: messenger RNA, 9352 nt
Organism: Scomber scombrus (Atlantic mackerel)
Lineage: Eukaryota; Metazoa; Chordata; Actinopteri; Scombriformes; Scombridae
Product: alsin-like
Exons: 40
Coding region: 282-5183 (1633 amino acids)
Molecular function (GO): guanyl-nucleotide exchange factor activity
Source: RefSeq, a predicted model, not a curated record
UGAAUAUAAAAAGAUCACAUACCUCAGGACUGCUGCCGUGACAGUUUCACACUACUGUCCGGACUUGUUAAAAGGUUUUCCUGUAUUGCAAAAAUCUCCUUUCUCAUCUUGCUAAAGAUGACGUUCAAAGUGGCUGUCGGUGAUUAGAAAAACCAACAACCACAGAGGCAUCAAAACAGGAAAGAUGAUUCAGUUGUUUCCUGUGAACUGAAGUUGAGAGCUUUGGAAAAAAUGUUAACGAUGAUGCCCUCACUGACCUGUGGAACGGAUAAUCUGAAGUGAUGCAGAACAGAGAGGAGAGCCCUGCUGAUGGGCGGGCCCCCACACCUCCAGAGCGAGGACUGCUCCACAUCUGGAUGUCGGGGGGCCCCAAAGAGCAGCUUUGCCCAGAGAGAGUGCUGCUGUCUAGGUGCGUCUUGCAAAUCGCCCUCGGAGAACAUCAUGGACUCCUGCUGGCACAAGGUGGUCAAGUGUAUUCUUUCGGUGAGCUGUUGUGGAGAGAUCUGAGCGUUCCAGUUUCUGCUCCGGUGCUUGAAAGGUCCCUGCUUGAGAGGACGGUGGUCCGCGUGGCUGCCGGUGGUUUCCACUGCGGAGCGCUGAGCGAGCAGGGCAACGUCUACAUGUGGGGGGAGAACACUGCCGGACAGUGCGGGCUGACUGAGAGGGGCACAGCCGUAAACAUCACAGUUUCAGAACCGUGUCCUGUUACUGUGGUGGACAAUGAGGUUGUUCCUCCAGUGGUGGUCCGGGUUGUGGAUCUGGCCUGUGGACGGGAGCACAGUCUGGCCUUGUCAGCGCAGAAUGAGCUGUGGGCCUGGGGCAGCGGCUGCCAGCUCGGCCUGGUCACCAACACUUUCCCUGUAUGGAGACCACAGAAGGUGGAGCACUUGGCAGGCAGACAUGUGAUCCAGGUGGCUUGUGGUGCCUACCACAGCCUGGCUCUGGUUCGCAGUUUACCUCAACAGAACUACACUACCCAGAAACCCCCUGAGAAAAAGGAACGGGGUCAGUCACCUCGCUACUCACUGAUGGAGAGAGAGGAGUCCCUUGCAGUUGAUGAUGCUCACUACUGUCCGUUGGGGGUGGAGCUAAGUGAAGUCAUGACAGCAGAGACCUCUCGCAGAAAAAGAAGCCCCAGAAAAAGGCUCCAAUCUAGGGGAGGGUCAGCUGGCAGCAGCCCUGGCUCUGGAGCCGGUUUAUGUCCAUAUUUUGAAGACGACAAAUCCAACACUAAACAGAAAAAUCUUCCAACUGGCACCAAGACUGACGCUGACCCUCUAACUGAGACAGACGGCUUGGUGGCCACUAAAAGCUCAGCCUUUCCUGAUGAGAUGGAGCUUCAGAAUCUCCUCCAGAAGCUCUCUGGUCACUCGUUAGGGACACGACAAGCCAGCGGGCUCGGAGAUACCGACUCACUGAGCAGUCAGACUUCAGAUGACAGCUAUGUCUCUUCAACUACUUCCACGGAUCUUUUCACCUCCAGUUACAAAGAAGACUCGCCAAUGAGGAGUCAAACUAACAAUACCAGUGGAGUGGGCGGGGUGUACUCCACCUCCUCCCCUGUGUGUUCGGAAGAGGUUCGGCUUUGUCUGGAGAAGGAGAGGCAGGCGCUUCAGGGCCAGAAGAGCUCCAGUCUCACAGAUAUUAGCCAGAGGGGGAAAACAGGAGCAAACAGGAGACGCUCCCUGCCUGGAACACCCACCCAUGGGUCUCCACGACGACGGUGCCCUUGUGCCUGCAGGACACCCACUGCGGGUCGGAGUCAGUCUGCAGCCUCAGAGGAGGUGGGAGAUAUGAUGCCGUCUCUGGAGACAGAAGUAUGGAGCUGGGGACGCGGAUCUGAGGGGCAACUGGGCCAUGGAGAUCAGCUUGCCAGACUCCAGCCUCUGUGUAUUAAUUCUUUGACAGGCGAGGAAGUGAUCAAAGUUGCCGCAGGGUCACACCAUUCAUUGGCUCUCACUGCUCAAUGCCAGGUGUACUCGUGGGGCAGCAACAUGUCUGGACAGCUCGGUCAUGUCAACAGUCCGGUCACUGUCCCGCAACAGACUAAGCUGUCUGACAGUCUUCGGGCGUGGGACGUGUCAGCCGGUCAGAGUCACUCCCUCCUCUUGGCUGACGGAGACUGUGUCCAGCCUGUACUGUUGUACUGCGGCCAGCAGCAAGAGACAAACUCAAAGUCGAACCAGAGGUCACCCACCAGGGCGGAGAGUUACACAGUCAGACCAGCGCUGCUGCCUUUCUGCAUGGAGAUGGGUUACAUUAGCAGUGUGUGCAGCGGCGGUCAGAGCUGUGCCGUGCUGGCAGACCACAACGUCAUGGGUUUCAUCUCUGCCAUCCAUGAACUGGCUUCCAGAGAGAGAGAGUUUUACUGCUGGCUAAGCAGCGUCAGGAAGCUGCUUCUCACCCCGCUGUGUAACAGAGAGAGUGUGUGUCCGUCAUUAGGUGAGCCGUGCACUCAGCUCUUCUUCUCUCUCUGUGAGAGUCUUGUUCGUCUGAGUGUCCUGAUUGGUCGACACUCCACGUCACUCAGCUACUUCCUGCAUGAUGUGCAGGGCCGUGAAGUCACUUCCCUUUACCUGCUGAAGCACACCGAUCACUUCCUGGACAUUUAUAAAGAGUAUUGUUCUUCAGUAGGUGACUUCCAGGUGAUGGGUGGAUUUCAGUCACUCCAUAAACUUUCACUCGAGUGUUUAGGUUCUCAGCAGACGAAGCUCGCUCAGCUGUGUGUUUCUGACCAGUCUGCCAGCGAAAAUGUUGACCUGGUUUCGUUGUUGUACCGGCCUUUGCAGCAGCUUCACCAGUACGGCCGAGUUCUGCUCAAACUGGCAGCGUGCUAUGAUGUGUUAACUACAGAGUAUCAGUCCCUCCAUCAGGGCAGCAGUCAGUAUGAGUCUCUGUCUUUGUCCCUGAUGAGGAGGAAGAAGGAGGCUGAAACCACCUUCCUCUUCUGGAAGACCCACUCUGGAAAAACUACUGAGGUUCUGCGUCUCCCAAAGCGUCGUGUGGUGUGUGAAAGCAACAACAGGUCGCUGACUCUGCAGAAUGCCGGCAGAUUUUCCAACCACUGGUUCAUACUGUUCAACGACGCACUAGUGCACACACAGUUCUCCACUCAUCACAUCUAUCCUCUGACCUGUCUGUGGGCAAAACCUGUCACGGAAAACGGCAGCGGACUCUACGCCAUCAAAAUAAAGUGUCCAGAGGAGAGUUUCACCCUUGUGGCCUCAACACCACAAGAGAAGAACAAGUGGCUGCACUCUCUGAACCAGGAGAUAGAUCGAGUGCUGGGCGGUGGAGGUCAGGGGUCGUCGCCAGGACAGGCGGCCAUGUCUCGGACGGCCUCGUACAGGUUCACAGGAGAAGGAAGAUUCAAAGAUGCCCGGUACACGGGGGGCUGGUUGGCAGGACAAGUUCAUGGCAGAGGAAACAUGGAAUGGGCAGACGGACGGACCUACAGCGGGAGCUUCAAGAACGGACAGGAGAACGGCUAUGGAGAAUCUAUAAUGCCUAACAAAUCACUGAGUAAGGCAGACACUUACCAAGGACACUGGAAAGAGGGCAAGAUCCACGGCUUCGGCAAAUACAGAUACGCCAGUGGCGAGGUGUACGAGGGCUGUUUCUGUGAUGGCCAGCGUCACGGUUACGGCAUGCUGAGCUCCGGUAAGCUGGCUAGGACUUCCUCCAGCGUUUUCAUUGGCCAGUGGGUCCACGACAAGAAGACAGGAUACGGCGUCCAUGAUGACAUCACCAGAGGUGAGAAGUACAUGGGACUGUGGGUGGACGACCAGAGGCACGGGAGUGCUGUGGUUGUUACUCAGCACUGUCUGUACUAUGAAGGGACCUUCAAAGAGAACAAGAUGAGUGGUUCAGGUCUUCUGGUGUCAGAGGACAACACAGCUUUCCACGGGGAGUUUUCUGAUGAUUGGACUGUCAACGGGAAGGGUGUUUUGACCCUGGCUAACAGUGACUAUUUAGAGGGCGUGUUCAAUGGAGAGUGGACUGCCGGUCUGAAGGUGGUUGGAACAUAUUACAAACCAACUGUCGAAGGACCAGAAAACAAAGACAGAAAUAACCUGCUCAGGUUGGGUCAGUAUGUGGUUCCCGCAGAUCAGAGGUGGAGCUGCGUGUUUGAUGAAUGUUGGAGUCGACUGGGCUGCGAUGGCGCCGGCAGAGGAGAGCGGACGACAGCCUGGGAGAACAUCGCUAUUACUAUAACAAGUGCACGACGUUACGGCUCUAACCUCAGCAGGUCUCAGACCAAAAUAUUGGAGAGUUUGGAGUUUAUUCCUCAGCAUGGAGAACCAGUUACCACCUCGAACUACGACAACAUACGAAGAUACCUUACCAAGGCCUGUGAGACGCCCCACCAUCCUCUGGGCUGGCUGGUCGAGACGUUGGUGACAGUCUACAGGAUGACGUACGUCGGUGUGGGAUCCAACCGCAGGCUGCUCAGGCAGGCUGUUCAGGAGGUCCAGGCCUACCUCACACAUUUCUACAGCAUUGUGAGGUUUCUGUUUCCUGGGUUACCAGAUGAUGGCGGCGUCAUUCCAAACACCCCAGUCUCUCCAUCCAAAAGCAGACACGACUCAGUCACAUCAGAGCAAGGUUAUGUCGUGGUGGUGUGCUGCUCCUCUCUGCUCCUCCCUCUGCUGCUUCCUCGACUCUACCCUCCUCUCUUUACUCUGUACUGCCUGCAGGAGGAGCCGGAGGAGACCCAGUACUGGGAUCGCAUCCUCCGCCUCAACAAACAGCCCGAUCAGUCACUGCUCAGCUUCCUGGGAGUGCACGAGAAGUUCUGGCCGGUGUGGAUGUCGAUUCUGGGAGAGAAAAAACAGAUCGUAUCCAGCAGUAAAGAUGCCUGCUUUGUUUCCGCUGUAGAGACACUCCAACAAAUCAGCACCACCUUCACUCCAUCAGACAAGCUGCUGGUCAUCCAGAAGACGUUUGAGGAGUUGACGCAGGAAGUGAAGCCUAUGCUGAAGGGUGACUUCCUGUGGUGCAUGGAUGACCUGCUUCCUCUCUUCCUUUACGUGGUGCUCAGGGCGAGGAUCAGGAACCUGGGAGCGGAGGUGAGCCUGAUAGAAGAUUUGAUGGAUCCCAACAUUCAGCAUGGAGAGAUGGGACUGAUGUUCACCACACUGAAGGCCUGCUACAUCCAGAUCCAACAGGAGUCGACCACAUAGCAGCAGGCAGAAGAAGGAAGUGGAAACAGUAGCGAGGCACUUUACACACACGAGCUGCCAGAACAAAACCAGUCAAACCACCAGUUUUCCACUGGUGGCCGUUGGAAAACUGCACAGAGGCUGAGCAGACAGACGGCAGAGGAGGGAGAAAUGUCUCAUACUUCCUUCACUGUUGAUCCCUUCGGUAUGUGCUGGAAAUAUUACAAAACUGCAUUAUCAUCUCCAUCUGAACUUCAUUCAUCUCACUAGAUUUUUUAUCCAGAUUAUCUGACAAUAUAUAAAGUUUACAUGUAGCUCAAACCUGAACAUCUACAACCAGAAAAACAUCUGAUGAGGUGAUGGUGCAGUUCAGAAAUACUAAUCGUCACAGUGUAUAUUAGACUUCUUGCUCUUUUCCAGAGCGUCGGGUUGGGUUUCAGAGUUUUGGUCAGUGACACUAUUGCUGAUGCAGUCUGUUUAACUACUGAGUCACUCUGAAAACCACUGAAUCUAAAAAAAGAUUAGUUUAGAAAUACACUUUAUUACACUUUAUCUACAAGGGUUUGGUCCCUGUGUAACAUUUUCAGCAAUACAUUAACUUGAUUUUCAUCUCUGAGUUCAGAAAUAUUCAUCAAAAAGUGUAAAAGUCUCAGACAAUUUGCCUGCAAAAUUGUAAUAACAGGACAGUUUUCAUGAAGUACUUACAGUAUUUAUUUGACCGUGUUUUCCAACAAGUUAAUUCACUCGAAGAUAAGUUCCCAGUGAGGAGUUACACUGUAUAUUUUCCCUUUUUCUUCUGCUUUCUAUCAAAAACACUCCAGAGAGAAGAGACUAACCACGUCUUUGAUGAAGUCUGAAAUACACAUUUCAAAGGGAACGUGUGCAAAUAAUUGAAAAGGGUUUAAAGAUAGAUAAGAUAUUUUGAUUAUUUAAAUAUUGUAUAAUAACCAAGCACUCUUAAAGGGAACUUCACGAUUUUAAAGUAACAGAUCCAAAGUUUCCACCCGUUUCAUUUCACUGAAUUUUAACAGUGAAACCAGGUAAACAGGUACUCAUUUUAACAGAAGGUUAGGGAGAUCAACUCCAACCUCAGUGUUUUACUGUUACUAACAUACAGUCAUAUACGGGUAAGUUGAAACUGUACACAGUAGCUGACUGUAUAGCUUAAGUUUGGUUGAAAAAAAAAAAAAAGAACAGUUGAGACAAACUGACAGAAACAUGUUGGUGAAGGCUUUUUAAUGCAAAAACCAUUAUCUUGCACUUGGACAUGUUUUUAACACUCAUAGCAUUUUACAGAGUGAGUUUUUUGUUGUUUUAAAUACUUUUCAGUGGUCCCAGAGAAACCACAAGAGACACAGAUGAAGUUUAGUGUCACACUGAGUCUCCUGAGUAGAUCUCAGACCUUUGGGUCAUCAGUAAGUAGCUGCAGCAGUAGCUGGAGGGCAGACUGAACACGAGGCUCUGCAUUUCUAACAAAAUUAAACUUGUCAGUGUGAGUCUUACAUGUAAAACCAAAAUGACCAGACCAGAAAGCUGUAGGUAAAGAAAAGAAAAACAACUUCAUGUUGUGUUCCUGCAAUAGAGAUGUGCAUUUGUCAUCACUGAUGCUGAUGAGAUACACAUCUCAAUGCAUGGCCAACGGUCCAAUACAUUGAAGACUCAUAUGAAGCAAAUACCAAUGUAAUAUGAUAGAAUUCACUUUUAUUACAAUGAGAUUUGACGCAAUGAGGCUAUGCAUUUCAGUAUAGAGAGUUUGAUUUCAUUUAAGCACACAUAAAAUCAUAAAUUAACUAAAAAGGGUCAUUUUUACUUUGCACAUUUGUUUCUCUAGUACUGCAACUCAGUAAGCAUCUCAUCAGUUUAUUUUUGACCUCUAGAGAGGACAAAUCAUUCUACUGUAGAUAUGAAAUUAUUGGUCACAUUUCUAAAUAAUAAAGGCACAGGAUCUCUGCUAAUAAUUAUACAUAAGUAAAUCAGACUUUAGAGAUGCAAAGAUGUUGCAACUAAGCAUUACAAGUUCAUCCCAAAUUAUAUCAAGGUAAUUGCAUCAUGAAAGUUUAUGCCGCUGCACCAAUGUGAAUCUGUAUCCUGCAAGCAUUACUUAAUGGACAUCUCACUUUACUUGCAUAGUAAUUAAAAACUCUCCCAUCUCACACCCCAAAAUAAUGUAGACAAUAGUGUAUAUUUUGAAGGCACGAGAGUUCACUCACUUACAUAUUCGUUGAAACGUGUACACUCACGUACUGUAAUCCCAACCUGUGUGUGCUCAGUUUGUCUGAACUUCUGAUAUUCAAAACUAAUAUACAGCAAACUGACCAGGAGAACUACUGAGUGACAUGAUUUUUUUUACUUGAUAUAAUUAAUGAGGGAACACUGAUUAGCUGAGCAUAAAGGACAUUUUCAUUCCUCUGCCUGUGUUUUUCUAUGUGAACACAGUUCACAUGAGGGAGUUUUAAUGUUGCACUCACAGUUUUCAGUUUAGGCCAAUUACGUUCACAUUCCCUUUGUCAUGAAAACUGGCUUUCAAGUUACUGUGAAAAAAUGAAUAUUGCUUUUUUAUUUCUCUGUUAGAGAGGUUAUGCUGUGUGUUUGUUCAAGGAUUAUCAACUUGUCAGCAGAUUUAAAUGAAAUUUGAGUGAAGGGCCAAUUUUUUAAAGAAUAUUUAACACUGAGAGACAUUUUAAACAUUUUCACUGUGUUCUAAUGAACUACUGCAAUUACUUAAAUGAACAAAAUUAUCUUUGUGUGUGUGUCUGUGUACUUUAACAUGUUCUUUUAUAAAUUUACUUUAAUUAUUUGAAACCAUCCAACAUUUUUGGAUUUAGAUCAUUUAGGGACACAAAAAUAACACACUUUAAUGUUCUCGCAAAAGUAAAACUUACUGAUUGUUUUCUGGUCUUUAGGACCCUGAAAUGACUCCUGCAGUUGUAUGUUUUAGUGCAAUGUCUUCUGUUGUUUUUCUGUUUUUUUUAAGAGAACCUCAAAUCAUUUAUAAAGGAAUUGUAUUACUUAAUGUAUUAUUCGAUUGUAAUUUAAAAUAAUUUAUUAGAGAUAUAAAUUUAUAUUAAAAUAUAAAUCAGAUUUUUUACCUGUAUCGAAGAACCUGUAAAAAAGAAGAAAAAAACUCAAAUUUUUAGAGUCCCUCUAAAAUCCUUCCAGCAGUGACUCUUUUCAUAUAAUCCACAGCGAUUGACACGUUCAUUGCCACAAUGUGUUUUAAUAUAAAGACACAAGAAGAAGACAUUUUUACUUUCUUUGCAGCACUGUGGUUAUGUUACUGACUUGAUGAACUUGUUUUGUUGAUGUCAGGGAUAAAAAAGAGUCUGCAAAUCGCUCAGGUCAGACAUCAAAAGAGAAACAUAUUAUUUGCCAAAAUGACUGAAAAGCUGACUCUUUUCUCUCUUUUUGAAUUUCUGCCAUUUUAAGUUACCUGAAAUAUUUGUACUGUAUUUAUUGUCACUCCUCAGAAUCUGUAUGUGUUGGUGCCGUCAAACAAAGCUCUUUGAUUUCAUUUUACUAGUGAAACCACUGCAGUGUAGUUUAGUACAGCUGUAUCUCUGCCUCCAUUAACACCAGUUUAAAGAACAAUGCACAUGUUUUUCAUGUCUUAUCCACAGGGCAUCUGUAAUUUCAGCACAAACAACCAUUUUUAUUACAUCCUACAGCUUACUGUUAGAUUUGUUUCCCACUUGUUUGGCACCAAUUGGUUUGAGAUCAUUCAGCACCGCAGAUAAAUCAGUAGUUACUGAUUUCAUAUCUGCCUGAGCUUGUUUCCCUUCAUACUGAAUAUUUUUACCUUUUUUUUUUUUUUUAUUAGUUACAUUAUCAUCACAUGAAACUGGUGUGUUCGGGUGCUGAAUGAGCUGAAAUGAACUAAAAUCAAUGGCUGCCUGGGAGAAACAAAAGCCACUGAACAGCUCUCAUGAUUACUAAAAUGGUCAGUAGUGAUAUUGAGUGCAUCUCAAUUUACAUUAUAAAGUGGAGGUUUCACACUGUAGAAGGCUUUUAACCCCACUGAAUUUAUCACUUAAGUUGAUUAUUUUUCUAACCAAGUCUAUAUUUUUUAUAACUUCUUACCAUUUAUAGAGAGUGAUGAUCAAGGGAACUGAUUGUAUAGAAUGUAAAAUAGUUUUGAUUGGUGACUGGAUUGAUGCAGAAAAUGAAUAAAAGUGUGUUUACUAUAUUUUAAA